Molecule: messenger RNA, 1376 nt
Organism: Rhinichthys klamathensis goyatoka
Lineage: Eukaryota; Metazoa; Chordata; Actinopteri; Cypriniformes; Leuciscidae
Gene: plaub
Product: plasminogen activator, urokinase b
Exons: 12
Coding region: 69-1337 (422 amino acids)
Biological process (GO): plasminogen activation; regulation of cell adhesion mediated by integrin
Molecular function (GO): serine-type endopeptidase activity
Source: RefSeq, a predicted model, not a curated record
CAGUCCUGCUGAUCUGACACACACACUCCUGCUGAUCUGACACACCGCGUCUGAAGGCCGAAGGAGAAAUGUGUGUGUUCUGCGGUCUGAGUUUAACUCUAGCUUUAGCAGCGCUCACAGUUUGUAGAGCCCAGCACACACUCUUCCCCCGCGCCUCACAGGACAGGCCAGGAGUUCUGUGUCUGAAUGGUGGGACGUCCUUCUCUCUGUCGGGACGGCACUUAAUCUGUCUCUGUCCUGACGGCUUCAGCGGCUCCAGCUGUGAGACAGAUGGGUCGAUGUCCUGCUCUGACGGGGCCGGUCUCCACAGAGGUCCCGUGUCUAACUCAGCGAGUGGGCGGGAAUGUCUGGAACUGGGUCGACACAAACACAACAGCAACCCAGACUUCAGCCGCAGGCCGUGGUGUUUCGUGGAGAAGGAGUCUAGGAUCAUCCGAGAGGACUGUGAUAUUCCCCGAUGCACAGAAGAUCUCAGUUCUGGUAGUACUGAAGACAGUCUGACAGAUGCUCAGUCAGGCUGGAGGUGUGGCCAGAGGGAGGGGCGGAGCAUGAAGGUUGUGGGCGGGGCUUUGAGCGCGGUGGAGCUCCACCCCUGGAUGGCGGCCGUGUUCAGCAUGAGGUCUCGGGGAAGAGCGUUCACCUGUGGUGGCAGUCUCAUCUCUCCCUGCUGGAUCCUCACAGCAGCUCACUGCUUCCCUAAUGGAGCUAAGACUGCUCUCCAUAAACUGUCAGUAGUUCUGGGGAAAAACGCCAUAAAUGAGACGGACAUUGAGAAAGAGCAGGAGUUCAACGUCUCUGAGCUCUUCAUCCACGAACACUUCGACAACACUGACGGAAACUACGACAACGACAUCGCGUUGUUGAAGAUUCGCAGUCCUAGCGGUCGCUGUGCGAAAGAGUCCCGUUCAGUGAAGACGGUCUGCAUCCCCGGACCACAUCAUCCACUCCGCCGCGGGACGUCCUGUGAGGUCACUGGAUACGGCAAGGAGCGAGAAGGGUCGUGGUAUUACUCUCGGUAUCUCAGAGAAGCAGUGGUGAAGCUGCUGUCACAGGAUCUGUGCUCCAGUAAAGCGUACUACGGCGACACGAUCACAGAGAACAUGUUGUGUGCCGGGAGUCCAGACUGGACAGCGGACGCCUGUAAGGGAGACUCCGGCGGGCCGCUGGUGUGUCGUGUCCGAGACCGUGCGUUCCUGUUCGGUGUGGUGAGCUGGGGAGAGGGAUGUUCCCGACAGUUUCGUCCUGGUGUUUAUACUAAAGUGAGCAACUACCAUCACUGGAUCCUGGAGAAAACCGGCCUGUCGUCACUCACAGCUCACACACACCUGAGAACAUGAGUUUACCUGCGCUCAUUCACACACCUGAGUUUACCUGCG